This is a messenger RNA of Myripristis murdjan (pinecone soldierfish), 1789 nucleotides long. It is a transcript of the gene asz1, whose product is annotated as ankyrin repeat, SAM and basic leucine zipper domain containing 1. Gene Ontology annotation, molecular function: protein binding. The transcript has 13 exons. The record is from RefSeq and is a predicted model, not a curated record. Gene Ontology annotation, cellular component: pi-body. Lineage: Eukaryota; Metazoa; Chordata; Actinopteri; Holocentriformes; Holocentridae. The coding region runs from base 64 to 1494 and encodes 476 amino acids.
CGUGCCUCCCCAGCCGCGGCAGACCUGCUGGUUGAUGCGGAGCUUUGAUGAGUUGAACCGGCGAUGAGCAGGUUUCUGCAAAACGCGGUUCCGGCCGGAGCAGAAAGCGACAGCAGUAAUGAUGAAUGGGACAUUGGACAUCCUUCAAAUAAAGAGUCCAGCCAUGACCAGAUGUAUUCACAGGAUGGCAACACAACUGUACCAGUUUUAGAUGAUGUAUCCAAGUUAAAAAAAGCCAUCAGCGAAGGCGAUACACGGACUGUUGCGCAGCUGUUGGAUAAUGGCAUGGAUGUGGAGACGAGGCUGGGCUUUGAGUGGACUCCUCUCAUGUGUGCUGCCCAUUUUGCCAACUAUGAUUUGACCAAACUGCUUCUGGACAGAGGGGCCAGUGCCAAUUUCAGCAAAGAUCAGUUCACAGUGCUCAUGGCCUGCUGCACAGCAUCUGCCAGCGAGGACAGAAUUAUGCAUUGUGUGGAGCUUCUGCUGUCCAGAAAUGCUGACCCCAACAUGUUGGACAGGUCCCAUAUGACCUGCCUGAUGCUAGCUGCCAGGGAUGGCUACAGUAAGGUCAUCAACCUGUUGGUGUCCCACAAGGUGGAGAUCAAUGCAAAGAAUUCUGGUGGAUACACGGCCUUGGCAAUAGCAGUGCAGUAUGGCAGAGAAGAAGCUGUCCUAAAGCUGCUGCAGCUGGGAGCUGACAAAACAAUCAAAACCAAUGAUGGCAAGAGUCCUGCCAACCUGGCAAACUUGUUCAAACACCACCAGAUAGCCAGGAUUCUGGCCUUUACAUCUCAGGGCUACACAACACAAAGCUCCAGCUCCAACGAGGAGACCCUCCUCAAGUUCUUCAAAACUGAAACUCAGUCUCCAGUAUCCAAUGAGAGAACAGCCAAACUGGGUGACACUGAGCUUUUCCUGCAUGGCCUUGAUCUUGGCCACCUCACUGACAUCAUCACUGAAAAUGACAUCACCUGGAGCUACCUGUUGACCAUGAAGAAGGAUGACCUGGAGAAGAUUGGUAUCACAGCUCCAGAGGACCAGCAGAAGCUGCUGAGCGCACUGCAGCAGAUGCACAUGGACAGUGUUGACCUGGAUACCCUCAGCCAGCUGGAAGACAUUGACAGCGGGACUGAGGAGUUGUACAACUUCCUGAUUAGUCUGAGGCAGCAGUCCUGCCACCUGACUGAGACGAUCCGAGAUGUCAUCAGCCGUUUCCCCAGGCAUUCCUCUAAGCUCGUCUUCUCCCUGGACCCGAAGAAGGAGGCCCAAGCCCUCUGUAGCCAGCUGGUGGUUCAGACUGGAGACCUGCAGAAGGAGAUCAUCUGCCUCCACAAUCUGCUGUGCCAGAUGGACGAGGCCGGAGAUGGCUUUCAGCUUCCCCAGCCUCGUUCCCACAGCAACCAAAGGAUGCGGCUCCUGACCACAGUUGCACUGAGCACACUCGGAGCCGGCCUCCUUUUCCUCCUCUGCAGAACUACCAGUGGCGGGGUUUAGCUGCAGAUGCUCAGGAAUAUCUCCUAAUCAGUGAGAUAGUUGUGUAACCAAGUCAGUUAAUGAUUAUAGUUUUUUGUUUAAAGAUUAUAGAUGUAAGUGUCCAAUUAUAUCAAAUAUAAUUAAGAUGUUUUGGACAAGAUUUCAGCAAGAGAGGUCAUACUAAUUUCUGCUGCUGUGGUAAAUGUUAGGUUUUGUUUCCCACCUUGUUCUGGUUUGUUUUUGAGUUUAAUUCUUGUUUUUAUUUACCUUCUAAAGGGCUUAAGGGCUUUAAUGAAAAUAAAAGUUUGAAUCAGGA